GUGGAAGAGGAUGAAACUGCGGAAAGGAGUCUGCCAGAGGCUUCAGUGUGUUCUGGCAGUCCUCGUGAAGAGGAGCCACCUGCAGUUGUUACGGUAGCGAAUGAAGAGAUGGCGAGGACUGGUUCAUCCAGCCCUGAGCAAGAAGAUGCAAGUCAACAUCAUCGAAAUGAAAUCAACAGUGACAUCAACAAGGACGAAUUUGGUGGAGUGAAUACAUCGCCCUCAACCACAAAGGACCAGAUGCAUAGCUUGGAACAAGCAGACAAGCAUAUUAUGGACGCGGUGGACACCGGCAGCACGUCUUCAAGCAGGACCAAUAAAGAAGAGCAUCAAGAAGAAUAUCCAAAGACGGCUUCAGGUAAGAACCCUGUGCGUGGCGACUUGGAUGCACAGACCCACACAAAAAGGAAGGCGGAAGAAAUCGCAUAUCGAGGUCCAAUGUGUCCACGAGAGUUUUUCUCGAGAGACUAUGUCGAUCAUGGUCUUCUAGAACAUCAAGAUAGAAGUGAUGGUGCAGAAGCACCUCCAGUUGUUAACAAAGGUGCCAAAAACCUCGAUCCCUCUCUCUUAAUCGAUUUGGAGUUCGAUCUCAGCCUAUGGCCUGUUCCCUGUCGUGCGGACCUAGGAACCCUAGCGGACGUGAUCGCAGAACGCUUCCUGAUUCCUGUUUUG
Messenger RNA from Amoebophrya sp. A25, 672 nucleotides. NCBI's taxonomy places the organism in Eukaryota, Dinophyceae, Syndiniales, Amoebophryaceae. The record is from the annotation of a GenBank genome assembly.